Messenger RNA from Triticum aestivum (bread wheat), 1006 nucleotides. Its product is annotated as zinc finger protein ZAT12. NCBI's taxonomy places the organism in Eukaryota, Viridiplantae, Streptophyta, Magnoliopsida, Poales, Poaceae. The record is from RefSeq and is a predicted model, not a curated record. The transcript has a single exon. The coding region runs from base 67 to 669 and encodes 200 amino acids.
UCCCAGCUGCUUCUUCUUCUUCUUCCAUCUGUCCAUCUCAGCUUCUUCUUCAGUGAUUAGCAAGCAAUGAUGAAGAGAUUUGCGUUCGAGGAGAGGGAGAUGGCGCGCGUGCUGCUGCUCGUGUCGCGCGAGCAGGCGAUGCCCAUGCCGAUGCCAUCGUCGGUAGGUGCGAGUGUGACCGGGCGUGGUGACCGCGCCCCGGAGCGGGCGUUCAUGUGCAAGACGUGCGACCGCGUGUUCCCGUCGUUCCAAGCGCUGGGCGGCCACCGCGCUAGCCACAAGAAGCCGCGGCUUGAUGGCGACGGCGACUUCAAGCCCAAGAUGCACGGCUGCUCCAUCUGCGGCCUUGAGUUCGCUGUCGGUCAGGCGCUCGGCGGCCACAUGAGGCGUCACCGUGCCAUGGUUGCAGGAGGCCAUGGCGUCACGGCCGGGCCGCCGGCGAAAACGGUCAACAACCUUGACGACAGCAGCAACGCCGUUGUGGUUGUUGGCAGCGGAGGCGGCAUCAAGCCCGGGCUAUGGCUCGACCUGAACCAACCGCCGUGUGACGAUGUGGGUGGCAGCGACGUCGAUCACGGCGAGUGCGGCCAUGACGCCGCAGCCGCUGGGUACACGUUCCACCAGUUCUUGGAUGCCGGCACCAUGCCGGUGGACUGCGUCGGCUACUAGCCCCUCUCCCUCUAUUGCCGGUUUUUGCCAGACAGUACAGUUAAUAUCAUGUGUGUGUACUUACCACUUUAGGUUCUCUUUUCUCUUUUUUUCUUCUUGGAUGAAGACAUUAAUCCACAUUUUGUAGUACCUAGUUGAGUGCCUAAUGGAAAGUCAUGACGCACAUAGAUCAUUUCCUUUUGAGAUGACAGUCUGCUCAAUUUGGUGGCUUGGAGGCCCACCAAAACUAAUUACCUUGGGUUUUGCUGUUAUUAUUAUUGAUGAAAAAACCUUUGGUCAAGUGGCCCAAUGUAAUUAUUUUGUCAUUGUAAAAUACACAUGGAGCUCGUGGGUUUUC